Cynocephalus volans (Philippine flying lemur) is the source of this 510-nucleotide messenger RNA. RefSeq names its product ribosomal protein S15 (gene RPS15). NCBI's taxonomy places the organism in Eukaryota, Metazoa, Chordata, Mammalia, Dermoptera, Cynocephalidae. Bases 34 to 471 code for a protein of 145 amino acids. Gene Ontology annotation, cellular component: ribosome; cytosolic small ribosomal subunit. The transcript has 4 exons. The record is from RefSeq and is a predicted model, not a curated record. Gene Ontology annotation, biological process: translation; ribosomal small subunit assembly. Gene Ontology annotation, molecular function: structural constituent of ribosome; RNA binding.
GGACAAAGCGGUCCUUUCCGGAAAACAGGCAAGAUGGCGGAAGUGGAGCAGAAGAAGAAGCGGACGUUCCGCAAGUUCACCUACCGCGGCGUGGACCUCGACCAGCUGCUCGACAUGUCCUACGAGCAGCUGAUGCAGCUGUACAGCGCCCGGCAGCGGCGGCGCCUGAACCGCGGCCUUCGGCGCAAGCAGCAUUCGCUGCUGAAGCGCCUGCGCAAGGCCAAGAAGGAGGCGCCGCCCAUGGAGAAGCCGGAGGUGGUGAAGACUCACCUGCGGGACAUGAUCAUUCUGCCCGAGAUGGUGGGCAGCAUGGUGGGCGUCUACAACGGCAAAACCUUCAACCAGGUGGAGAUCAAGCCCGAGAUGAUCGGUCACUACCUGGGCGAGUUCUCCAUCACCUACAAGCCCGUGAAGCACGGCCGGCCGGGCAUUGGGGCCACGCACUCCUCCCGCUUCAUUCCCCUCAAGUAGCCUGCUUGGCCAAUAAAGGCACACAUGUCUCCAGCUCCA